AUGGCAGUACUGCCUUUUAUUUCUUCCUGUCGCCCCAUCCCGCGACGGCCGGGAAGCAGCGCGGAUGUCGGACCGUUCGUCAAUGUCGUUACCUGGACCUUGCUAAUUACUUCCGCACUUGCAGUUCUAACUAGACUGGUUACGAAACGUGCUCUCCAGAGGAGGAUCGAUGUUGACGAUGCUUUUGUCAUGCUGGCUCUGGCCUUAAGCAUAGCAUCAGGUGGGGCAGUCAGUCUCCAAACACAUAAUGGUCUUGGGAGAGACAUGUCGCUACUCACCCAGAGUCAGCUAGUGGUAUAUCAAAAAGUAAGGCUUGCCGUCAGAUUAAAUGUUGGAUCGAUGGCCGAAUAUGCAAACAAUCUUCUCUAUAUCGCGACUUUGGGAUUAGCGAAGUUGUCUAUCAUCUCGCUGCUCAUAAUUCUCACGGCCUCAAAACCCCACCGCAACCUCGGUCUAGCGCUGGCUAGCUUCAUUGGACUCUGGACGGUCUCCUUUUGGCGUUCCGUGGGUGCGAUCAAUAUCCUCACUGACCUGGCACUUAUCACUUUUCCAGUGCAUGUCGUUAUGACACUGCAAAUGAGUAUGAGUAAGAAGAUAACUAUUCUCACCUUUUUUGGUGCACGGUCACUAGACAUCGUUGCGACUGCUGUCCAGAUGGUCUAUCUCGACGGCUUCACCUCGCCCAAUCCAACCAAGGCACUCUGGAAAUGGACACUCCUCGCUCAGAUUAUUGAGUGCAUCACCAUCAUUACAUCAUGCGUACCCUACAUACGACCCCUCCUUGAGUCGGUUCCAUCAGGUUUGUAUGCGAGUGACAAUCUACGCCGUCGAGGCACAUCGUCUGAGCAUGGCGUCUCCCGCAGUAAAAAUAGCUCCUAUCAGCUAUGUAGUAUCGCCUCUAGAGUUGGUACUGGGAUCACAGGGUCAAGUAGGAAGAGUCUCUAUACUGAAAACACUGGAAUCAAACGCUUCUUGCCGAUGCUCGCACAAGACAAAACCACGCAUACAAACUCUGCUUCAGAAAUACCUGGAGAUCCGAGGCGCUUGGAUGGCGCGACCGAUGUUGAAAUUACAGCUGUACAUCAUAGACAUGGAGAUGAUAGGAGGUGGGAGACUGCGAGCACGGGAAGUCACUCUAAGAUCGUGAAGACGACGGUUGUUAGCGCUGAGUGGGAAGAGGCAGGAGUCAAGGGGUACGAUGGGUCGAGUGACGAGAUUGAAGUUAUACAUGGAGGCUAG
Bipolaris sorokiniana ND90Pr is the source of this 1239-nucleotide messenger RNA. RefSeq lists its product as uncharacterized. Lineage: Eukaryota; Fungi; Ascomycota; Dothideomycetes; Pleosporales; Pleosporaceae. The record is from RefSeq and is a predicted model, not a curated record. The transcript has 5 exons. The coding region runs from base 1 to 1239 and encodes 412 amino acids.